AUGUCAAUCCCCGUUCUCGUCCCUCCUCAGAGGUUCCGCCAAAGCUUGAACUCCGAGCCACCAUCACCGUCGUCAUCGUCCUCGUCAGACCAAAUUACGGCCCCAUCUCUCGCAGGGACAUGGUACAUAACUCGCUCAUCGAGUCCAUUCUGGCGCGACAAGCAUGGAGUGUGUAUUAAUCUUACUCCAGAAGACGCGCAGCAAUCAAGCAAGCCCAACCAGUCGACUAUAUACACCAACCGGACGGCUUACCGUACGUCUGCCGAAACUUCUGCGAGCAUCAAGACUGUUUCGGGGACGGAUCGUCGUGUUGCCAUCUCUAAUACAGAUGGUAAUUGUUCAAGCGCUAUCAUUAUGGAGUGGAGAGGUAGUGGGUGGUUGAGAAUUGCGAAGACGAGGUGGGAAAUACUCGGGUUUGGUGCAGCGUGGAUGGUUGUUUAUGCUGACAAGUCAAUGUUCACACCUGCUGGGAUCAGUGUGUACUCGAGGGAGAAAGAGCUAAAUAGUGAAUUGGAGGGAGAGAUCCAGGAUGCCUUGGCCAGGAUGAUGGAGGGGAAUUCUAGCGAAGAGUUGGCGGGAUUUGUAAAGGAUAUUCAUGUUAUAGGUAUUUGA
Messenger RNA from Aspergillus puulaauensis, 612 nucleotides. RefSeq lists its product as uncharacterized. The transcript has a single exon. The record is from RefSeq and is a predicted model, not a curated record. Bases 1 to 612 code for a protein of 203 amino acids. Lineage: Eukaryota; Fungi; Ascomycota; Eurotiomycetes; Eurotiales; Aspergillaceae.